AGCGCAGUCGUGAGGACGGGUCGUGUUGAUUUCAGAAGUCAUCAUGGCGCUCACGUCCCCAGUCAAAGAGCACCCGUAUAGCCAUCUAAUCGACCCACUGAAAGAUGGCGAGAUCAAGUUCUUCAAUCCACAGAAAUUAAAUGAUCCACGAUAUGACAAGCUGCCUCUGUCCAUCCGUGUCUUACUGGAGGCAGCAAUUCGUAACUGUGAUGGCCAUUACACUAAAGAGGAAGACGUCCAGAACAUUCUGGAUUGGCAGCAGCAGCAGAAUAAAGCAGAGGUGCCAUUUUCUCCAGCGCGAGUCCUUCUCCAGGACUUCACUGGGAUUCCUGCCAUGGUGGACCUGGCAGCCAUGAGGGAUGCCGUGGCAAAACAUGGCAUUGACCCUGGCCUGAUAAACCCUAAAUGCCCCACAGACCUCAUCGUAGACCACUCAUUACAGAUAGAUUAUAGCAAAUGUGCCAUACAGAAUGCUCCAAACCCAGGUGGAGGGGAUGGCCCAAACCAAAGCCAGGGUCCUUCCCGUUUCACACCCUCCAGGCCUCUGUCCAGAGGAGGCUCACAGUGUGGCAGCCAGCGGGGCUCCUGUAGCAAAGCUGUCUGCAGUGACCCUCCAGCCUCCUCAGGUCGUCCUCCUGCCUCUGUCCAGCAGAUUGAGAAUACACCUCUCCUCUGCCCUUUCCACCUGCAGCCUGUGUCUGAAACUGAAACGGCUCUGAAGAAUCAGGAAAUGGAACUGAUCAGAAACAAGGAGAGGCUUCAGUUCUUUAAGUGGUGUUCAAAAGCAUUUAAGAAUGUGAACGUGGUUCCUCCGGACGUUGGCACAGUCCACCAGGUGAAUCUGGAGUAUCUGUCCAGAGUGGUCCAGGUCAGCGACGGUUUCAUCUACCCUGACAGUGUGGUGGGAACUGAUUCACACACCACCAUGAUAAAUGGCCUGGGCAUCCUGGGCUGGGGUGUUGGUGGAAUCGAGUCAGAAGCCGUGAUGCUGGGCCAGCCAGUGUCUUUGACCCUUCCGCAGGUGGUGGGCUGUAAACUGGUGGGCUCCAUCAAUCCCCUGACCACCUCCAUAGACGUCGUCCUCGGUAUCACAAAGCACUUGCGGCAAGCUGGCAUCGCUGGAAAAUUUGUAGAGUUUUUUGGACCUGGUGUCUCCCAGCUAUCAGCUCCUGACCGAACCACCAUCGCCAACAUGUGUCCCGAGUACAACGCUACUGUCAGCUUCUUUCCUGUCGACCAAGUCACACUCAAGCACUUUAAAAAGACAAAUUUUGCCCAAGAAAAACUUGAAUUACUGGAGUCAUACAUGAAGGCUGUAAAACUCUUCCGAAGCUAUGAAGACCCCUCAGAAGACCCCCAGUAUUCUGAGGUGAUUGAGAUCAACCUGAGUUCCAUGGUGCCUUGUGUGAGUGGGCCGAAGAGGCCUCAGGACAGAGUGGCAGUCAGCAGCAUGAAAGAAGACUUCCAGAGUUGUCUUGAUGAGAAGGUUGGCUUCAAAGGCUUCCACAUCUCUAAGGAAAAGCAGGACAUCCGGGUUCCUUUCCUGCACGGUGGUCAGGAGUAUCAGCUGGAACACGGCUCGGUGGUCAUCGCUGCUGUUAUCAGCUGCACCAACAACUGCAACCCAUCUGUCAUGCUUACUGCAGGUCUACUGGCCAAAAAGGCUGUGGAGGCGGGGCUUGUUGUCAAGCCUUACAUUCGGACCAGUCUGGCUCCUGGAAGUGGCAUGGUCACUCACUACCUCAACACCAGUGGAGUCCUGCCUUACUUUAGCCAGCUUGGGUUUGAGGUGAUUGGUUACGGCUGUGCCACCUGUGUAGGGAACACGGCUCCGCUACCAGAAGCUGUCGUGGAUGCAGUCAAACAAGGGGACCUGGUGGCCUGCGGUGUGCUAUCUGGCAACAGGCACUUUGAAGGCCGCCUGUGUGACUGCGUGCGUGCCAACUACCUGGCCUCUCCUCCGCUGGUGAUUGCUUAUGCUCUUGCAGGCACUGUGGGAAUCGACUUUGAGAAAGAGCCUCUUGGUGUGACUUCAGAAGGGAAGGAGGUGUAUCUCCGUGACAUCUGGCCGUCCAGGGAGGAGGUCCAACUGACUGAAGAAGACACAGUCAUAUCCUCCAUUUUUAAGGAUCUCAGGGGAAGGAUGGAGCAAGGUAACACAUUUUGGAACAACAUUGAAUGUCCAGAUUCUGUGGUUUUCCCCUGGGAUCACAAGUCCACGUAUAUCCGUUCUCCUUCUUUCUUCAGCAAGUUGAGUAAAGAGGUGCCACCUCCUCAGUCGAUAGAGAACGCUCAUGUAUUACUGUUCCUCGGGGACAAAGUGACCACAGACCACAUCUCACCAGCGGGCAGCAUUGCCAGGGUCAGCGCCGCUGCCAAGUACCUGCUCAGCAAACGCCUGACACCGCGGGAGUUCAACUCAUACGGUGCUCGCAGAGGGAACGACGCAGUGAUGACCAGAGGCACGUUCGCCAGCAUCAAACUCCAAAAUCGAUUUAUCGGCAAACCAGGGCCUAAAACUUUGCACAUUCCUUCAGGCCAGACACUGGAUGUCUUUGAGGCAGCUGAACGCUAUCAGAGAGACGGCAUUCCCCUCAUCAUCCUGGCAGGCAAGGACUACGGCUCUGGAAACUCCAGGGACUGGGUAGCCAAAGGACCAUACCUGCUGGGGGUACGUGCGGUCAUCGCUGAGAGCUUUGAGAAGCUGCACAAGAACCAGCUGGUGGGAAUGGGCAUCAUGCCGCUCCAGUUCCUGCCCGGCCAGAACGCAGACUCACUUGAGCUCAGUGGGAAGGAGAGGUUCACCAUCACCGCGCCAGACAGCCUGAGUCCGAGGCAGCAGCUCACUGUCAAGACUAGCCAAGGAAAGUCCUUCUUCGUUACUGCACUGUUUGACACUGAGAUGGAAGUUAUAUUUUUCCGACACGGAGGGCUUCUUAGAUAUGUCGCUCGGACUUGGCUCUGAAACAACCUGCUGCACGACAGCCCAAGCCUACUGAACUACGUUCAUGAACAGCAGAUCUCAUCAUUUCACCAGUUUGUGUUCAGCAUGGGCAAAAAAAAACUGCUCAUCGGAGCAACAUAAAGGCUGAUGAAUUGUCUCUUUGAGCUGGAUGAAUGUCUCCAGACUUUUUGGGAGUCACGAGACGUCAGUGUUCAGACCUGUACCCGAACUGCUUCUCCGUCACUACACAUGCCAGUCUCUACAUUUCCAACAGCAGCGUUUCUCCUCACAAGACAGUCAAAACAAGCGCAGGAAGGAGUGGUGACAUUCAGUUUGCAGAGGGGGACAUUUCUUUCAUCGUGGAGUUGUGCCAAGAAGAAAUGAAUCCCGUGUGCUUCUAUUGUUUAAGUCAAGAAAAAAAUAACAACCCUGUCUAGAGAGGCUAACAUGGUGCUAGGUACUACAGCAUGAAUAUAUUGUUUUUAAGCGUGCAGUAAAGCUUGUUUUCCCAACAUCCAAGUAAAUUUUGUGAAUUGCAAAAAUUUGCAGAAUUGAUGUCACUUGCCCAUAGUUGUUAUUGGGGCCAAACAAUCUUAUGUAAAUGAAACUUCUGUUAAUAUUUCUUUAAUCAAAUUGCUAUUUGCAGAAAGUACAAUUGCCUCCUAAUACACUCAAUUUUUAUUAUGUGGAAAAUGUGAAAUCUUUUUUUUUUUUUUGCUGUUGGUUGUAUCAUUAAGCUCCCUACAUAAAGAUGUCUACAACGAACAGUCUUCUGCGUCACAUUAAAGGUAAAUGUUUUUCAGCCUAAAGAAACGGCAAAGUUCAAUCCACAAAGCUGCAGAUUCUGCUCUUCCAGAACAGGAGCAUUAUUUCUACUGCAUAUGUGAAAACGGCUGUAUAAAAGCCUUUUGAGCGCCAAAUCAGAUGGCCCCAAGUGGUCUCUUGAGUCAGCAUGAGGGCUAAAGACUUAAAGUUUGAAAAUGAAAAAAUCUGGGUAUGUCGAGUUAGAAAGAUGUGAGCAUACCAAAAACUCUGUAGCCCGCUCCUCAUCUCUGCAUAAGGCUACAUAAACCUCUAUUAGCUUAACACACCCGAACACUGUCUGCUUGCAGGUUGUGGGUAAUGUAGGUGCAAGGUUUUGUCAAAGAAGAAGAAUGCGUGGAAUAAAAAAUGUUAUCUGGUUUAGAAAAUGUUAAACCGGUGGAUUACCUACUUUUAAAGUUAGCCUCAGUCAAACAAGUUACAAUUACAGCAAAAUAAUAAAUAUUAUAACAGAAGUAAAGAAGAGUCAAAGUCCGCAAACCUGACUCAGCAAUUUCCAUUACACAGCAAUAUCUAACGUUUGCUAACAGUAGCUACUGGCCAUAUCAGACCAAGUAAAGCUUAAGCAGCAAAACCUCUACAUUGAACUUUGAAUUGAACUGAGAAUUGUGCAUUUUAUUGAUAAUUAUUUCUAUUACAACUAUUUCUGCUUUUAAAGUAAUAGUUCAACAUUUAUUUGGUGAAAUUUGUCAAUUUGCUCUCUGACAGAGAGUUAGAUGAAAAGAUUGAUAAUCACUUGUGUCUGUAUGCAAAAUAUGAAAAUUGUUUCCCUUGCACAGAGGAAGGCGAGCCGUUAUCCCUGUCCUCAGUCUUUGUCCUAAGCUAAGCGGCUGCUAGAUGUACCUCCAUAUUUAUGGUACAGUCAUGAAAGUGGUGUCAAUCGUCUCAUCUAACUACUCGACAAGAAAGUAAAUAACUAUUUCCCAAAAAUGUCAGACUUUUUGUUUAAACAGUCUCACUUUAACAACUGGACUCAUUAUUUGAUACCUCAUCCUGUCGCUGAAUGUGAUGUGGCAUUUUUACAUGUGAAGAUUAAAGCUGCAAGUGGAAGUGACAAGUGGAAUCAUCAUAACGCUUUCAUCACCUCGGUGCUUCUUGUGACACUGUACAACGGGGAUCAGUUCAUCUUCACCUCUGUCAGACUAAUUAAAUAUUGCAAAAGCUCCUUGCAUGAGGAGAUCAAAUCAGUCCUAGUGAGAAAUGAUGCUUUAUCAUUUACCAACUUUUGUUAAAUUGGACAAGAACCCUCCAUAUAAUACAGGUAUUCUUUAGUUUAUAUCCAUCACAAAUUACAAGUAUUGAGGUUCAUUCUGACAUCAUUCUUUUGUGUAAGCUGAGUAUGAUUUAAUUUGUGUGCAUGUUCAAACCAUCUUGACAUAGUAAAGAGUAUUGUGGAUUGGAGCCUUUAUGCAUUUAGAUUUUGUAGAGCACAUGGUAGUGCUGGCUGGCUGAAGUUAUUUAUCGAUAAACUAUUUUGUAAUAUGUUGAAAACAUUAACUGUGUGAAACUGUUGCAGAACUGUGUAGUUUUUUGUUAUUUUAAAGAGUGAACAAAGACAAUGUCUUGUCCAAUCUGCCAGAACAAGCAGCUGCCAUGUAAUGACAUGCGAAGAUCUGAUAGUUUUACUUCAUAUUACAGGACAUGUAGGGUUUUUCAGGUUCCUCAGCCUGGCCAGUCCAUCUUCACAGUUUGCCUUCUUAGUUUGAGCAGGUUGUUUUAGUUAGUUAUAUAUCUGGAUGGAACAACAUUUUGAACUGAAGUGUGCGGCAUUACAAUGUGAAAGCUGUACCUGUAAUAUCGUCAUCACGUGUAGCAGCUAACUGGUCUGUUGCUGCUGCUUCCCAUUGUCCCUAAGAUGUCUGUAACUCUGAAUUAGAUUGUACAUAGUUACUAAUAAAUGGUGAAGCAAA
Micropterus dolomieu (smallmouth bass) is the source of this 5676-nucleotide messenger RNA. It is a transcript of the gene ireb2, whose product is annotated as iron-responsive element binding protein 2. NCBI's taxonomy places the organism in Eukaryota, Metazoa, Chordata, Actinopteri, Centrarchiformes, Centrarchidae. The record is from RefSeq and is a predicted model, not a curated record. Gene Ontology annotation, cellular component: mitochondrion; cytosol. The transcript is spliced from 22 exons. Bases 44 to 2965 code for a protein of 973 amino acids. Gene Ontology annotation, biological process: tricarboxylic acid cycle; citrate metabolic process. Gene Ontology annotation, molecular function: 4 iron, 4 sulfur cluster binding; iron-responsive element binding; aconitate hydratase activity.